Molecule: messenger RNA, 1912 nt
Organism: Thelazia callipaeda (thelaziosis nematode)
Lineage: Eukaryota; Metazoa; Nematoda; Chromadorea; Rhabditida; Thelaziidae
Source: the annotation of a GenBank genome assembly
GUAAAUUUUAAAGAUUUCAUUUCCAUCUCCAUUUCUUAUUUCUCAUGUUGCUAGUUGCUCUAUUGGUACGGCUAUUGAUAAUAAUUAUGCAUUAACCGAGAUGAAUAAAGUAGAAAAUCAAGAAAACUCUCAUCAAGCACAUGUACCGUCUGUAGAUUUACCGAAAAUUACUGAAGCAACCAUAUGUAAAACAACUUCAUCGUCAGCUAGUACCGAGAAGCAGGAAUCUUCAUCUAAUGCAAAUAACACUUCUGUUAGUAUUCAAGAUGAAUGUCGCACAUCUGUUUUAAUCAAGAAACAAAUGAAUGAAAUUGAUAAGGAGAUUAACCGGCGAAUUCAAAAUCGAAAUAUCAAAAAGGUUUGUAAUUUUAAUAAUUAUUUUAAGUUUAGUGCUUUACCAUUUGGUACCGCUGAACCGAAUAAAUCGAAUAUCACAUCACCAAAGCCGACUUUAGAACAACUGCGCAAUUCAUUUGCUUUACCGGUAGUAUCCAAGGAUUGCAACACAUUGCCUUAUCAAGCAUUAUCUCCAGCAUAUCAUCAAGAAUAUUAUUCUCAGCAACAAAACCAGCAGCAACUCUUCCCACCAUCACUCUAUCUAAAUUAUCAUACUGAAUCUUCGGAAAAUUUUGUUCGCGCACAAUCUCAGAAUCAAUCUUCUCUCUCUUUACCGACAACAAUGGAACAGCUAACGCAAGCUGCUGCCGCAGCUCUCGUAAUGGUACAUGAACCGGCAGUGCUCAUUGAAGGUGUAUUAUUUCGAGCUAGGUAUCUAGGUUCCACUCAAUUACUCUGUGAGAGUAGACCAACCAAGACAAGUCGAAUGAUGCAAGCACAGGAAGCAGUAGCUCGUGUUAAAGCACCUGCUGGUGAAAUUCAACCGAGUACUGACAUAGAUUUAUUUAUUUCCACAGAAAAAAUUAUGGUAUUAAAUACCGAUCUUCAGAGGAUAUCUGAUACAGAUGUUCGACAGGAUAUAUUGAUGGACCAUGCAUUGAGGACAAUAUCAUAUAUAGCUGAUAUUGGUGAUUUGGUAGUUUUAAUGGCACGUCGAAUGUCACAGCCAUCUAAGGAAGAAACGUUUUCCGUAGGGUAUGAAGCUGCACCACGUGUUACAUGUCAUGUUUUCGAGUCCGAUGAAGCAUCGUUUAUCGCACAGUCCAUUGGGCAAGCAUUUCAAGUUGCAUAUGUAGAGUUUUUACGUGCAAAUGGUAUUGAUGACCCUUCAUAUUUACGUGAAAUCGAUUAUCAGGAAGUGUUGAAUUCCCAAGAGUUAUUGGGUGAUGAAUUGGAAAUGUUUGCUCGAAAAGAGACUCAAAAAGACGUUGUAGUACCUAAGAAAGCAGGGGAACCGCUAGGUGUAGUAGUUGUAGAAUCAGGUUGGGGUUCCAUGCUACCAACAGUUAUAAUUGCCAAUUUACAACCAAAUGGAGCUGCUUCAAGAUGUAGUCAUUUGAACAUUGGUGACCAGAUAAUCGCGAUUAAUGGUAUAUCUUUGGUAGGUCUUCCGUUAGCAUCACUUUAUUUACACCUAAUUUGUAUUUUGUAUUUAUUUUUGAUUUAUAUUCAAUCUUCAAAAUUUCCAUUUUGUAACCUGACAGUAAAGUUGACAGUUGUUUCUACACCACCAGUUGUUGAAGUUCGAAUUAAACGUCCUGAUACAAAAUAUCAGCUUGGUUUCAGUGUACAAAAUGGAGUGAUUUGUAGUUUGUUACGUGGUGGUAUAGCCGAACGAGGAGGAAUACGUGUAGGGCAUCGAAUCAUUGAAAUUAAUUCACAAAGUGUCGUUGCUGUACCACAUGAAAAAAUCGUAAACAUGUUAGCAUCAGCAGUCGGUGAGAUUCAUAUGAAAACAAUGCCUACAUCAAUGUUUCGUCUGCUCACCGGACAAGAAGUGCCAAAUUAUAUUUGA